Messenger RNA from Dromiciops gliroides (monito del monte), 939 nucleotides. RefSeq names its product olfactory receptor 13-like. The record is from RefSeq and is a predicted model, not a curated record. Gene Ontology annotation, cellular component: membrane. The transcript has a single exon. Gene Ontology annotation, biological process: G protein-coupled receptor signaling pathway. Gene Ontology annotation, molecular function: olfactory receptor activity; G protein-coupled receptor activity. The coding region runs from base 7 to 939 and encodes 310 amino acids. Lineage: Eukaryota; Metazoa; Chordata; Mammalia; Microbiotheria; Microbiotheriidae.
AGAAGUAUGGCAAACAAUCAGACAGUGGUCAGAGAAUUCAUCUUGAUGGGAUUUCCUGUUGGACCUGAUAUGCGAAUGUUCCUUUUUGGGCUCUUCUCUCUGUUAUAUGCCUUCACCCUAAUGGGAAAUGGAGUAAUCUUAGGACUUAUCUGUCUGGAUUCCCGACUCCACACCCCCAUGUAUUUCUUCCUCUCACACUUGGCCAUUGUGGAUAUUUCCUAUGCCUGUAACACUGUGCCCCAGAUGCUAGCAAACCUAUUGGACCCUGUCAAACCACUCUCCUAUGCAGGAUGCAUAACACAAACUUUUCUCUUUUUGACUUUUGCUCAUACAGAAUGUCUCCUCCUGAUGGUAAUGUCUUAUGAUCGCUAUGUGGCAAUCUGCCACCCCCUCAGAUACUCUGUCAUCAUGAGCUGGAAGGUGUGUAUCACACUAGCUGUGACCUCUUGGGCCCUUGGAUACCUUUUAGCCCUGGUCCAUCUCUUUUUGUUAUUGCCAUUGCCUUUCUGUGGCCCCCAGAAAAUCAACCACUUUUUCUGUGAAAUUAUAGCUAUUCUCAAACUUGCCUGUGCUGACACUCAUGUCAAUGAGAUCUUGGUCUUGGCUGGGGCUGUUUCUGUGUUGGUUGGACCCUUUUUCUCAAUUGUGAUCUCCUACAUUCGAAUCAUAUGUGCAAUCCUGCAUAUCCAGUCAGGAGAGGGGAGACAGAAAGCCUUCUCCACUUGUUCCUCUCAUCUCUGUGUAGUAGGGCUCUUCUAUGGAACUGCUAUCAUUAUGUACAUUGGGCCCAAGCAUGGGAACCCCAAAGGAGAGCAGAAAUAUCUUCUCCUAUUCCAUAGCUUAUUUAACCCCAUGCUGAACCCCCUUAUUUAUAGUCUGAGGAACAAUGAAGUAAAAAGUGCCCUGAAAAGAGUUUUGGGGAAGGAGAGACCAUCUUAA